Molecule: messenger RNA, 279 nt
Organism: Dentiscutata erythropus
Lineage: Eukaryota; Fungi; Glomeromycota; Glomeromycetes; Diversisporales; Gigasporaceae
Source: the annotation of a GenBank genome assembly
AUGGUAUGCCAUUGGGUUUUGAAUGCUUGGAAUAAUAUUUCUGAAGAAAUUAUUAUCCGGGCAUUCGAAAAAUGUGGUAUCUCCAAUUGCUUGUCAGGAAAGAAGGAAUCUGAUGAAGAUAAAGAGAAGGAAUUUGAUGAAAAUGAAGAGGAGGAAUCUAAUGAAGAACCUGAUGAAAAACCCAAUGAAGAAGAUAAAGAGUCUGAUGAAGAGUAUAAAACUGGUGACAAAAAUGAAUCUGGUAAUAAGAUGGACAAUUAUAAGUGGCCAGAGUGCUAG